AUGGUGCGCAUCAGGGAGAUUCCUCGAACGGCCACGUUCGCCUGGUCCCCCGGCGCCCAGGUUCCUCUCUUAGCUACCGGAACCCGAGCCGGAGCUGUCGACUUUGAUUUCUCCAACGAGACCAACCUAGAGCUGUGGGAUCUGGGACUGAACAACAAGACCGCCGACAGUGGCUCCGACUUGCAGCCCCUGGUCAAAAUUCCUACCGAGUCAGGCUUCAAUGAUAUUGCCUGGGCUCCGUACGAUGACAACAAUCGGGGGAUUAUUGCUGGCGCCCUGGAUAAUGGGUCGCUCAAGCUCUGGGAUGCCGACAAAUUGCUGAGUGGCGCUAGUGAAUCCUUGACCGCAUCGCCACAGAAACAUACUGGCGCCAUCAAGUCCCUGCAAUUCAACCCGAAGCACUCGAACCUUCUCGCUACCGGUGGAGCAAAAGGAGAGCUAUUCAUUACCGAUUUGAACAAUGUCGAGAGCCCUUUCCGCCUCGGAAACACAGCCGCGCGCGCCGACGAUAUCGAGUGCCUGGACUGGAACAAAAAGGUUCCGCACAUUCUUGUGACCGGUUCUAGCGCAGGCUUCGUAACCGUUUGGGACGUCAAGACGAAGAAGGAGAGCUUGACAUUAAACAACAUGGGACGGAAGCCCGUCAGCGCUGUGGCUUGGGACCCGGAAAAGCCUACGAAACUUGUCACCUCGAUCCCAUUGGAGUCGGACCCUGUCAUUUUGGUUUGGGAUCUUCGAAACUCUCACGCCCCUGAACGAGUUCUCCGAGGACACGAAUCGGGAGUCUUGUCUCUGGCAUGGUGCGCCCAAGACCCUGACCUUCUUCUGUCCUCUGGUAAGGACAACCGAACGAUUUGCUGGAACCCACAGACCGGCGAGAACUACGGGGAAUUCCCCAUUGUCACAAACUGGACUUUCCAGACACGCUGGAACCCCCACAACCCCAAUUUCUUCGCUACCGCGUCUUUCGAUGGCAGAAUCUCUGUCCAGACUAUCCAGAAUACCAGCAAGGAAGCUGCCCAGGACACGACCACUCAGAAUCAAGCGUUGGAUGGGGAGGACUUUUUCGCCAAAGCACAAACCCAACCUCAGGCCUCGACAUUCUCAUUGUCCAAGACACCAAAGUGGCUUGAAAGACCAGUGUCUGCAUCAUUUGGCUUCGGCGGCAGAGUUGUAUCGGUUGCGUUGAACGACACAACACAACGCUCCUCCAAGAUUAGGAUUACACCUUUCCAGAUUGACUCGGCCGUGGGCAGUGCUACAGAACAAUUUGAAAAGGACCUCCAGCAAGGAAAUCUCAAAAACAUCUGUGAAAACCGUAUCGACAAUGCCUCAUCGGAGGAAGAGAAGUCUGACUGGAAGGUCAUUGAGACACUGCUUUCAGAAAACCCUCGCAAGGGUCUCGCUGCAUACCUAGGUUUCGAUGAUGCGACAGACGAGGCCGCAGACGGGCUAGCGAAGCUGGAUCUGAAGGAGGAAACGAAUGGAGAAGCUAGCAAGCCAGCCCCCGACUCCAAGAAGAAGAAGCAUAAGCGUCUCCAGUCUAUCUUCGACACCUCGGGCGAAUCCGACGUCUUCUUAACCGACCUUGCCGCUUCCAAAGGCGCCCGGACCAACGACCCAUUCAAUAUCUUCACCGGUAGCGAGUCCGAGUCUGACAAGAAGAUCACGAGAUCGCUCCUGCUGGGCCAAUUCGAGCGUGCUGUGGACAUUGCUCUCCAGGAAGACCGAUUGUCCGAUGCCUUCAUGAUCGCUGUCUGCGGUGGUGAUAAAUGCGUCGAGAAAGUACAGGAAGCCUACUUCUCCAAGCAGAACGGUGGACCAAACUAUAUCCGUCUCCUUGCAUCAAUUGUCGGAAAGAACCUGUGGGAUGUUGUUCACAACGCCGAUUUGUCCAACUGGAAAGAGGUCAUGGCGACUUUGUGCACAUUCGCCGACGAAAAGGAGUUCCCUGAUCUUUGCGAGGCACUUGGUGAUAGACUAGAGGAGCAGUACCAGGGCACCUCUGACAAGGCCGUCCGCAAGGAUGCCUCCUUCUGUUAUCUAGCAGGUUCCAAGCUGGAGAAGGUUGUUGGUAUCUGGCUCGACGAAUUCAAGGCAAACGAGGAGCAAGGCAUCGACGAGGCUGAGGAAGGCUCGACAUUCUCGGUUCAUGUGCGCGCCUUGCAGGGAUUCAUUGAGAAGGUGACCAUUUUCCGUCAGGUCACAAACUACCAGGACGUCGACCGACAGAAAGAGGCGGACUGGAAGCUCAGUGUACUCUAUGACAAGUAUGUUGAGUACGCCGACGUUGCAGCGACACACGGUCGUCUUGAUGUUGCGGACCGAUACCUCAGCCUUGUGCCGGAAAAGCACGACGAAGCAGAGGUCGCAAGAAACCGCAUUAGACUGGCUACAAGAAAGGCUCCUUCUGUCAAGACUUCUGCCCACGUCCCUCAAGCACGAGCUCCCUCGGUGCCACAGCCCUCUCUUUUCCAACCUCCUCAGCCCACUUUCAGCCCGACACCGCCUGUUAACAACCUGUAUGCUCCACCAGCAAACAUUUCUUCGCCAGCUGCGCCUCCUCAGCCUGCCAAUCCUUAUGCUUCGUUCGGAGCUGCCCCUAAUCCUUAUCAGCCAACUGGUGGCUACCAGCCUUCUCAACAGACGAAGCCAGCUGUUGGUCCCCCUCCGCAGCAAUUUGGAGCUCCUCCGUCGUCUGGGCCUGGAGGAGUGCCGCCACCGCCUAGGGGAUAUAACCAGUCUCCUUCUGGACCGCAAGUGUCAACAUACACAACCAGAACUGAUCUCCCCGCCUGGAAUGACUUGCCGGAAGGAUUUGCAGCCCAGAAACAGACGUCUAGACGAGGCACCCCAGCUGCGAUGGCUUCUCCGUUCCCUGGCCAGCAGAAUCCCGUCGGACCUCCAACUUCUCCUCCAGUUGGGCCUCCUGUCGCUGCUCAGAGAGCUCCUCCACCCCCUCCACCAAAGGCUGGCAGCGUGCCAACGGCCCCUAUCGUCUCUCCUCCGGUAGGAGGACCGCCGAGACCUCCCUCUGUGACAUCUAACCCCCCUGGCGCCAUCAAUCCAUAUGCGCCUGCAGCAACUCAGCCACCUCCUACCGUGCCUGGACUGGCUAUGCCUCCACCAAUUCCUCGAGGUCCUUCUCCUUACAAUGCGCCCCCCUCGGGCCCGCCGCCAACCAACCGUUAUGCGCCUAACCCUGCUGCUCAGCCGGCUGCACCUCAAAUGCCACCACCUUCAGGUCCAUACGCAGCCCAACAGCCUGCAGCAGCAGUUCCUAAUCCAUAUGCUCCAAUUGCUGGUGCUGUUCCUCCACCACCGGGUGGACCCCCCCAGGCUGGACCUCCUCCCGGUGGACCGCCUCCAGCAGCAGGAUCUCGACCCGGAACGGCGCAGUCGCAGCAGAAAGCAGCUCCUCCGCCACCCAAGUACCCUCCCGGUGACCGGUCCCAUAUCCCCGCUGAUGCAGCUCCCAUUUAUGAGUACCUCUCAAGUGAUAUGCAGCGGGUGAAAUCGCGUGCGCCCUCUUCAUUCAAGGCACAAGUGGACGACGCCGAGCGACGACUGAAUAUUCUAUUCGACCACCUCAACAAUGAAGAUCUGUUGAAGCCGAACACAGUAGCGGACAUGGUCGAGCUGUCGAAGGCUCUACAGGGUAGAGACUAUGAAACGGCCAAGAAUAUCCAUCUAGAUAUUCUAACUAACCGAACCGACGAGUGCGGAAACUGGAUGGUUGGUGUGAAGCGGCUGAUCAGCAUGAGCCGAGCGACUCCGUGA
This is a messenger RNA of Talaromyces rugulosus, 3780 nucleotides long. RefSeq lists its product as uncharacterized. Lineage: Eukaryota; Fungi; Ascomycota; Eurotiomycetes; Eurotiales; Trichocomaceae. Bases 1 to 3780 code for a protein of 1259 amino acids. The transcript is spliced from 8 exons. Gene Ontology annotation, molecular function: protein binding; structural molecule activity. The record is from RefSeq and is a predicted model, not a curated record. Gene Ontology annotation, cellular component: COPII vesicle coat; endoplasmic reticulum exit site. Gene Ontology annotation, biological process: endoplasmic reticulum organization; endoplasmic reticulum to Golgi vesicle-mediated transport; COPII-coated vesicle cargo loading.